AACAUGAACAUGCAUAUGCAUAGAUGUAGACACAGUUAUCUAUCUAUUUACUAUAUAGAAGUGAGUCUGCAGACAAAAGGAAAGAGACUGAGUAUAGAAAUGGUGGAUGAGCAAGAAAAGCUACUGCCUAUAGCCAACGUGGGUAGAAUAAUGAAGCAAAUUCUGCCACUAAAUGCCAAGAUCUCCAAAGAAGCCAAAGAAACAAUGCAAGAAAGUGCAACUGAGUUUAUAAGUUUUGUAACAAGUGAGGCAUCUGGCAAGUGUCACAAGGAGAAUCGCAGGACAGUGAAUGGAGAUGACAUCUGUUGGGCUCUCAGUGCUCUAGGGUUUGAUAACUAUGCUGAGGCUUUAGCAAGGUACUUACAUAAAUAUAGGGAAGCUGAAAGAGUAAAAGCCAACCAAAGCAAGAGAGUCACUAGCAACCAAGACAAGGAUGAAGAUUCAAACCAUAAAAGGGAUCAGACUGUGAUGUGCGGGCAGCAAAUUGAAACUUUAACUCCACCGGAGUCCAGGGCUCUAGAGAAAGGUAAAUCCCCUCUUACAAAGCCAUCUUGAACAACACUUUUCUGUUUAAGGUGAAGAAGAUGAUGAAAAUGAUUAUCUUUGUAAUCAGUCUGCAAAAUUGUCCAUUCUCUAGGUUUGAAUAGAAGCAAGCAGAAGCAAAGCUGCUAUUAGCAACAUAGUUAACUUGUAUAUCUCUCUCAAGUUAUAGUUAUGGCUCUCUUUGCAUUAAUUUGCUUCCUCUAUUCCCUUGUACUUGGAAAAGAGCAACUUGGUUGAAUUUGUGAGCUGAUAUUACCUAGCUAUCUUGGGAUGAAGAUCAAUUGAGUCUAAACUUAUAAUUUUACUACUUUAUAUUUUGGUUCUACAUAUGUUCUAAAGGAAACUGCUGCAUUUGGUUUCUCCAGAAAGAUCAAACAUGUCCAAGUGUACGGGCACGCACACACGCACAUGUGUCUUAGUCAGAAGUUCCUGAUAAAAAAAGCACUUGAUGUUCAAUUAUCCAAUCACUGCAUGUUUGAUUAUGACUGAGACCUUGUGUCCAACAGUUUCCUGUACAUAAAAAUACUUCUCCUUUCUAACUCUCUGUUUUUCUGGGUAAACUAAAAAAAGUAAUAAAUUAGGACUGUUCAUCUUUAGAAAGUUUUAAUUCAAGUAAUUGAACUUUUCCUACCAUAGCAAUUUUUCUCAAAGAGGGAAACAAACAAGGAGGAACUAAAUAUCACAAUUCAUCAUCAAACAAG
Molecule: messenger RNA, 1244 nt
Organism: Mangifera indica (mango)
Lineage: Eukaryota; Viridiplantae; Streptophyta; Magnoliopsida; Sapindales; Anacardiaceae
Product: nuclear transcription factor Y subunit B-4-like
Exons: 1
Coding region: 4-555 (183 amino acids)
Biological process (GO): regulation of transcription by RNA polymerase II
Cellular component (GO): CCAAT-binding factor complex
Molecular function (GO): DNA-binding transcription activator activity, RNA polymerase II-specific; RNA polymerase II cis-regulatory region sequence-specific DNA binding; protein heterodimerization activity
Source: RefSeq, a predicted model, not a curated record